Diorhabda sublineata is the source of this 4595-nucleotide messenger RNA. RefSeq names its product zinc finger protein 62 homolog. The transcript has 3 exons. The coding region runs from base 1 to 1407 and encodes 468 amino acids. Gene Ontology annotation, biological process: regulation of DNA-templated transcription. The record is from RefSeq and is a predicted model, not a curated record. Gene Ontology annotation, molecular function: RNA polymerase II cis-regulatory region sequence-specific DNA binding; DNA-binding transcription factor activity, RNA polymerase II-specific. NCBI's taxonomy places the organism in Eukaryota, Metazoa, Arthropoda, Insecta, Coleoptera, Chrysomelidae.
AUGAAUAUGUGUGGGAAUACCCCAUUUAGAGUUCAAAUAAUAAAAGAAACAGUGGCUAUGAAGACACAACAAAAUAAAGAUACAUUUAGUAUGGUUAAGAAAAUCCUGAAAGGUUCAUUCCAAGAAUUCAUUUCAAACGGUACCACACUAGGAAAAAAAGAUAACGAUGAUCCGACGGCGCAUUGUCCUUCAAAGCGCAGCGCUGAGGAAACCGAAGCCGCUCACGAUCUUCUCUCCUUAUCCCAAAGUCUGCCACCUCUACCGGCGCCUAGCGUUGUCAUGAUACAUCAUACCGUAACUCCCGACAACGAUCCUCCGAGUCCGAAACAUAAUUAUCGACCUACGUCACCGGAAACUACCGUACGCCAAGUAAAACCGGAACCAAUAGAAAAACGACACGUAUCUGUGAUCCAACAUGCUCCAGUUUCGCAACCCACACAACCUGUGAUAGUACCCCAACAAGUAGUACUACCGUGCUACACUGCUUCGCCUAUAGUAUACGUGGUACAAGUACCGGCGACGGCGCCUACCCCGCCGAUAUCCGAAUGUUCUUCGGACGUGGAAAACGUGCAGUUGUGUACAAUGGAAAGGCUACAUCAAGACGUCGCCGUGGUACAAGAGCAAACCGAUGAUAUUAUUAUACUUCCGCUAUCGCCGGAACCGGAAACUUCGGAUCAGAAUAACGGUAGAACGACGGUAGCUGCGUCUCAUAUGAAUAUACCCGAUAGGCGGAAAAAGAAGAAUAAAAUGUGUAAUAAGAAUCGAGGAGAAUCGAAUGAAUCGAUCGAGAAUUCGGGGAACGAAUUUGUUUUCGAAACUAGUAAUACAAAGACGAAAUUCUAUAAAGUGGUUGAAGAUGACGAAGAUCAAGAAAUAGACGUAGAAACCACAACAGACGAUCUACAAAAAAACCGUUACGUUUGCGUGGAAUGCGGUAAGCAAUACGCCACGUCGAGCAAUCUUUCGAGACACAAACAAACCCACAGAAGUCUAGAUUCCCAAUCGGCUAAAAAAUGUAUGACGUGCGGUAAAGCUUACGUCAGCAUGCCAGCUUUAGCGAUGCACCUGCUCACACACAAAUUGGCGCACAGUUGCGACAUAUGCGGUAAGCAAUUUUCACGUCCUUGGCUACUCCAAGGUCAUUUGAGAUCGCACACCGGCGAAAAACCGUACGGUUGCGCGCAUUGCGGUAAAGCUUUCGCAGAUAGAUCGAAUUUGAGAGCGCACAUGCAAACGCAUUCGAACGAUAAGAAUUAUAGUUGUAAUAAAUGUCAUAAAACGUUCGCGUUGAAAUCUUAUCUAAAUAAACAUCUCGAAUCUUCUUGUACGAUGUGGGAUUCGAAAACGCAACGGUAUAAAAGGACUGUACACGCUGAAACGCAAACUUUCGCCAUUACCGUCGACUAAACUUGUACGUUUCGUACUUUUUUAUAAGUUCUUAUGAUAUUUUGAAAGAUAUUGAACAAUCUAUUGAGAUUUUAAUAACCAAAAAAGUUUUUUUUCCAAAUUAAAACAUUAGACUUAGAGUGUAUGCUAACUAAAACUCAAUUGUGUUAAAAAUGCUCAAUCACACACCAUUUUUUGCAACUUUACCUACAUUUAUUCCCUAUAUUGGACUAAAACAGUAGUGGAAGUAAUUUAUAUGUAUAACAAAAUUAAAAGCAAUAAGGUUUGGUAAAGAAGACUGUGAAAUGUGCCUUGCGAAGUGGCUAUAGCCACUAAAAUUGAUGAUAGAAUAGGAAAAUUGAAGAACAAGACUCAUUUUCAUCGAUUUGAAACACUGAUACGAAAUUAGAAUCAAAGAAAAUUCGUAAAAGAAACUGAAGAGGAAAAUAUAGUUUUUAAUUUCAUCAUGUAGAUCCAUUUAUAGUUCGACAAACACAAUAAUUUAUGAACCAUCGUUAUUCGGGAAUACCCAAGGCUGCUAAAAAUCGAGAUACGAGGUUUGUAUGAAAAGUUUCCGACCUAACAAAGAAGCAAAACUUCUUUUGAGUCUAUACAGUAACCAAGUUCGUGCUGGUCCAGGAGACAGGGUUUUGUUACCGCCCUUCAUUUAUAUUUGCUGCUAACUCUACGCACCAACUGACCUCUGGGGGUGCGCGUAUGGUGGUGAGAACGAGAAUUAAUUGGGUGUCGUCAACUAUGUCGGAUUAGAAAGUAAGUCCAGUGAAAGCACGAUGAUACCAACUUCAUUUAAAGUUAUAGUAAGUUUUGUGCCUUCUAUCUUUGUUUUAAACAUUUAUAAAUAGUUAAAUUUUUGUUUCUACAACGUUUUAUGUUGGUAUGCAAGGUUUUUCAAGUUCUCUUUUUUAAAUAUUCAUGAACUUUUAUGUGUGGAUAUUCCUUUUCAAAUAUAAGCUGUUGGUUUUCUCUUCAAAAAAUGUUCUGAUGAUAAAUUUUGUUUUACAAUUGAAACUUUGAGGUUAAGAACUACUAUAGAGUCGUUAGCACCAGAUCUAGUGAAUAUGUUCAGUGGUUAAUCAAUCCACUUAAGUAUAAUAGAGUGCGUUCCCCUAGUGUAACAUUAUUGUCUUUUUUUAUUGCUUUUGGUAUUUUUUUUUGUUGAUUCUCCCUCUACAUCAUCAAGCAAUUGGGCUUUUUUGAAUUAUUUUGCAUGAACGGCGUCAAUAUUCGUUCGAAUGCACUUUUGAUUCUAGGUAAGUGCAUACCAAAUGUGCUUCUUCAUUGCAGAUUAGCCACUUUCUAUAUUAUAAUAUCUUAGAUUGAGUUUGGAAACUGUUGAAACAAAUCUUGUAUAAUGAUUUAAGUCACAAGGGACUGUCAAGUUUAUAGAAAGAAAAUGAGAAAUUGCCUAAGAAAAUGUCUAUUUUUUUUCUAAAAGAAGCGGGCCUCACAUCAACCCUUUCAAAUAUUAUCUGCUAGUUUUCUCUUCAAAAAAUGCGUUUUUGUAUACGAUAAUCUUCUGAACAACUCUCGUAUAAUGAUUUAAGUCACAAGGGGCUGUCCAAUUUAUAAAAAGAAAAUGAGGCAUUGCCUAAUAAAGUCUAUUUUUUUUUCUAAAAGAAGCGGGCCUGACAUCAACCCUUUUAAAUAUUAUCCGCUAGUUUUCUCUUCAAAAAAAGCGUUUUUGUAUACGAUAAUCUUCUAAACAACUCUCGUAUAGUGACUAAAGUCACAAGAGACUGUCCAGUUUAUAGAAAGAAAAUGAGGAAUUGCCUAAAUAAGUGUCUAUUUUUUUUUUCUAAAAGAAGCAGCCCUGACAUCAAUCCUUUCAAAUAUUAUCUGCUGGUUUUCUCUUAAAAAAAUGCGUUUUUGUAUACGAUAAUCUUCUAAACAACUCUCGUAUAGUGACUUAAGUCACAAAAGACUGUCCAGUUUAUAGAAAGAAAAUGAGGAAUUGCCUAAAUAAGUGUCUAUUUUUUUUUUCUAAAAGAAGCAGCCCUGACAUCAAUCCUUUCAAAUAUUAUCUGCUGGUUUUCUCUUAAAAAAAUGCGUUUUUGUAUACGAUAAUCUUCUAAACAACUCUCGUAUAGUGACUAAAGUCACAAGAGACUGUCCAGUUUAUAGAAAGAAAAUGAGGAAUUGCCUAAGUAAGUGUCUAUUUUUUUUUCUAAAAGAAGCAGCCCUGACAUCAAUCCUUUCAAAUAUUAUCUGCUGGUUUUCUCUUAAAAAAAUGCGUUUUUGUAUACGAUAAUCUUCUAAACAACUCUCGUAUAGUGACUAAAGUCACAAGAGACUGUCCAGUUUAUAGAAAGAAAAUGAGGAAUUGCCUAAAUAAGUGUCUAUUUUUUUUUUUCUAAAAGAAGCAGCCCUGACAUCAAUCCUUUCAAAUAUUAUCUGCUGGUUUUCUCUUAAAAAAAUGCGUUUUUGUAUACGAUAAUCUUCUAAACAACUCUCGUAUAGUGACUUAAGUCACAAAAGACUGUCCAGUUUAUAGAAAGAAAAUGAGGAAUUGCCUAAAUAAGUGUCUAUUUUUUUUUUCUAAAAGAAGCAGCCCUGACAUCAAUCCUUUCAAAUAUUAUCUGCUGGUUUUCUCUUAAAAAAAUGCGUUUUUGUAUACGAUAAUCUUCUAAACAACUCUCGUAUAGUGACUUAAGUCACAAAAGACUGUCCAGUUUAUAGAAAGAAAAUGAGGAAUUGCCUAAGUAAGUGUCUAUUUUUUUUUCUAAAAGAAGCGGGCCUGACAUGAACCCUUUCAAAUAUUAUCUGCUAGUUUUCUCUUUAAAAAAUGCGUUUUUGUAUACGAUAAUCUUCUAAACAACUCUCGUAUAAUGACUUAAGUCACAAGAGACUGUCAAGUUUAUAAAAAGAAAAUGAGAAAUUGCCUAAGAAAGUGAAGUAAGAAGCGGAUUGAAGAAAGAUAUUAAUUAUAUGGUAGAAAUUAUUACUAGCUUGUCAUUACACCCUAUUUAUUCGAUUUAUACAAAAAAAUAUCGUUUGGUAAUUGGAAACUUGAUAGUUUGUUCAAUAUUAAACGAGGUGUGAUGAAAAAAUUAUUUUAUUAAACAAUAAUAUUCCAAAAAUUUUCCUUCAAUGUUUUCAUCAAUUUUUGAUGAUCGUGAUGACGUUUCGAGUAUUAUUCAUCCUCAAUCGAUUGAUUUAAACUUUCAAAUUUCUUAUAUAACUUAACACUU